Molecule: messenger RNA, 336 nt
Organism: Aspergillus luchuensis
Lineage: Eukaryota; Fungi; Ascomycota; Eurotiomycetes; Eurotiales; Aspergillaceae
Product: CVNH domain-containing protein
Exons: 2
Coding region: 1-336 (111 amino acids)
Source: RefSeq, a predicted model, not a curated record
AUGAGCUUCUACCGUACCGCCGAGGACAUCAGCCUCAAGGACGACCACAUCCUGGUCGCCAGGGUCGCCAACGAAGAUGGAGAGAUGGUGGAAUCCGAAUUCGACCUUAACUCGUGCAUCGGAAACGACGAGGGUCGCUUCCUGUGGGGCGGCAACGACUUCGCUGGCAGCGCCGAAGACAUCAGCUUCGCCAUCGAGGGCGCGGACAAUGUUCCCGUUCUGAGAGCCAGGCUCUCCAACUCCGAGGGCGAGCAGUUUGACGCUGAUGUCAACUUGGCCGAGCACAUCACCAACAACAACGGUACCCUGGAGUACCAGGAGGAGUCCCUGUUGUAA